Molecule: messenger RNA, 4570 nt
Organism: Chara braunii
Lineage: Eukaryota; Viridiplantae; Streptophyta; Charophyceae; Charales; Characeae
Source: the annotation of a GenBank genome assembly
UUAUUGCAUUUGUUAAUCAUCCCAUGUUCAACCUAUCUCCCAUCGGUUCUUGACCUUUCCUCGCCGCUCUCCCUUCCUCGUUUACCCUCUUUCGGCCACACUCUUGCUCUUCUUGAGAUGCUUAUUGUGCGCCGCGUUCUCUUCCUGCAAGCACUCGAAAGUCAUCCUGCCUUCAUGUCCGCCAUUCUUUCUCAUCAGUCCCUGACCUUGAUUGUGUUAUGUUUAUGCCCUUGAGGGCCUGCACUCCCCGUUUACCUGACAAAUGAUACUCUCUCUCUCACCCCACCCAUCGUUGCCUGAGGAACGAUGGUUCCCGACUUUCCUAAGAUACUGUAAGGCUGUUUACGGCUAUUUGGAGGAGCUAUCACACAUUCAGUUGUUGAUGUCCUGUCAAGGAGGUGACCGCUUGGUUGUCACGCUUAGGCUGUGGUGCAUGGCUGUCACACCCUCAUGGCUGUUGCUUAGGUGACUGCCUUGUUGGAUGAUAAAAAAAGAAAGUCCUUUCGACAUGUGACAUGCUUAGGCUGCUGCUGCAUGGCUGUCACACCUUUGUCCAUCCAGGUGUUGACGACCAGGAAUUGGCUGCUUGGCUGUCACACCCUCAGCUGUUGAUGUCCUUUCAAGGUGGUCACCACCCCCUUGGAUGACCGGUGUCCCUUUCACGGUGUGACAUGCUUCCGCUGUCACACCUUUGUCCUUUCCAGGUGUUAUUAAUGACCAAGCGUUGACUGCUUGGGUGUCACACCUUCAGCCUCGAUCCAUCCCUUGCAAAGGGUCGACCGCUUGGCCGACGUAACUUUGCUGCAGGUGAGAGCUCAGUCAGUUCGAUCCACUCUGAUCAGACUCCAUCAGACGCCAUCACCGUCAUCAUUCCGACCUUAUCUUCUCCCAUCCAAUUAGAGGACAGUUACAGAUUCCAAUUUGUACCGUUCCAACUUCGGACGGAUUUUUGAAUCCUGAUUUGUACCGUUCCAACUUCAGGUUUUCAAAUUUUAUGGCCGCGCAAUUAAUAGUUACUAGAGAAUGUCACACCAAGUGGCCUACCUUCGUCCCCCGAAUACAACGUACAGUCAUUAUAGCUGUAUUUGAGGGAUCUUUCGGUGUAGAUACAGCUAUGGUGACUGUGCGUUGUGUUCGGGGGAAGAAGGUAGUUCAGUUGGCACACCCCUGAACUGUUGGAAUACAGACCGGAGUUCGAACUGCACUGGAAACAGAUGAGAGAAAUACUCAAAUUCUGGUCGGUUCGAUGAUGAUAUCUCAAGGAUGUCACCCUUUUAUUUUAAAAAGAAAGUUCCUAGAAUGUCGCUGAUCCCUGUUGCCUUCCGUCUUCUCCCCCGAGCAGAACGCGCGGUCGUUAUAGCUGUAUGUAUGUGGGGCUACUUUCAGUCUAGACUCUAGAUACAACGAUAACGACCGUACAUUCUAUUCGCUGGAAGAUGACAGCAAGCUGUGCAAGCACAGUGCAGUUGCGAUGGCAGGGGCACAGCAGACAUUUUUUUGAGGCACCCCAGUGAAAUUUGGGAACUGUUUACAUGUGACUCAGCAAUUAGCAAUUCCAAGAAUGCCACUGAUGGUGUUGACCGGCAAGAUGAGCAGGCGCAAGGCAGGUGCACAUGGAGGGACAGAGAUGAAAUUCCACCAUUCCAAGGGACACGGGUGGAAUUGUGGAUCUGCUCAUGUGCCCAGAUAUGGAUACGUACUGACUCUACUGAGCCAUGCCAUUGGAAACGGCCAAGGGUCAUCCUCAGGCACAGAGGGAAGUUGCAUCUACUGCACAGAGGGAAGUUGCAUCUACUGCACAGAGGGAAGUUCCACGUACCGCACAGAGGGAAGUUGCACGUACCGCACAGAGGGAGGCUGCACUUAGAUAAAAGAGAGAAACGGAGGGAAGUUGCAAUCAGAUAGUGGAUUCAAAUGACAUGUGUGCUAAGUCCAGAGAAGGACACCAGAGGCGCAUAACGUGCAGCAAUGACAUGUGAGCUGCUAAGUCAAGAGAAGAACACCAGAGGCACAUAACGUGGAGCAGUUCAUCAGGAAGGGACUUGGAGGCGAUGGGACAAAUCAGGUAAGAUGAAUGUAUGUCCGGCUGUCCGGAACGAAAGAUAUGUGUCCGACGUCCGUACAAUAAGCCUAUAGGCUAUAGAACAAUAUUUUAUAUUAGACUAAAGUGUAGUAGUACUUCAGUUUUACUAUAUGCCACUGAGUACGGCAUGUUGUAUUGUACAUUGUAGUGUGGUCUUUCAUGAUCAGGUCAGGACAGCAACAGUACAAGGGUUUCUUAAACCCGCUGCUUUCAGUUUUUCCUUCUCAAUUUAUUCCCCUUUCAUUGUGAACUAGAAGGGAUUGCUUUUGCUAUCCAUUUUUUAUUUUUCCUAUCUUGGUUCCCAAUUUUUGCUAUCCGUUUCCCAGCAGAACUGGGCAAUUGGCAUGCUAAUGGCAGUGGUAAUAGCAAGGAAUCAACACAGUGGUCAUGAUGAUGGUGGUGGUGAGUGUGUGCAGAUGCUAGAGCUUAGAGAGUUUUGGUAGCAGGAAUGGGAGGAAGAGAGGGUGGUGAUCCAUCUGGUGGUGACGGAUUUUGAUUGCACUAAAAAUGACCACUUUCUAAUGUGUGUGUGUAUAUAUGUGUGUGUGUGUGUGUGUGUGUGUGUGUGUGUGUGUGUGUGUGUGUGUGUGUGUGUGUAGAUGCUAGAGCUUAGAGAGUUUUGGUAGCAGGAAUGGGAGGAAGAGAGGGUGGUGAUCCAUCUGGUGAUGACGGAUUUUGACUGCACUAAAAAUGACCACUUUCUAAUGUGUGUGUGUGUAUAUGUGUGUGUGUGUGUGUGUGUGUGUGUGUGUGUGUGUGUGUGUGUGUGUGUGUGUGUGUGUGUGUGNGAGAGAGAGAGAGAGAGAGAGAGAGAGAGAGAGAGAGAGAGAGAGAGAGAGAGAGAGAGAGAGAGAGAGAGAGAGAGGCACUGCACACAGAGUUUUGGUCAGACUUCCAGACCGGCCAUCUUGUGGGGAAUGGAGCAUGAACCUGACUGCCAGUGUUUACUAAUCCCCCCCCUUCCCGGCAAGUACCCAUUCGACUGGCAAAUACAAAAUCUUCGCCCAGUCGUUGUAGCUGGCUGGUUGAUGGCAUUCAUUCUCUCACUGUCUCACUUCAAAUUGUGGUGUGCUGCUCUUUCUCCAGGGAACGGAAUUUUCACUGUUAUUCAACGACGAAGGUGGUUUCAAUGUACGGGGUUAGGUUCAACCCCCAGAGGGGAUAGGUUCUACCCUGAGGGGAUAGGCUCAACCAUGACGGGAUAGGCUCAACCCAUAACCCUUAGUGUAGCUUGCCACUGGAGGGUAGAUCAAGAUGUGUAUCAUUCCCAAUUAGGUAGGUAGAGGGAGGUAUAUUGAGAGAACUCAGAGAAUAUUAUAGCUUAGUGUUAAUAAAUAAACAAAAGGCCAAUAACCUAAUGGCCUUGAUUAUUAGCUCACUAUCCGGCCCCCAGGUGAUUCAGAAAUGUCUGAUUUUAUUCAUGUUGUUCCAUAUGGAUUGAAGCUCAGGUCUGCAUUUCAACAGUUCAUCCGCGUAUCCUCGUACCAACUGAGCUGGGCCCAUCGGUAACUGCACCAAAUUCUGCCUCCAUGGCUAACAAGAGAGAGAGAGAGAGAGAGAGAGGGAGAAUUCUACAUUGACAGCCGAUGCUUGUCUGCACACUGCUGUUGUUACUGCUACUACUACUGCACUCUCUGCAGGGGGAUCUUUCUCACAUGGAUAUCUGUUUGUUCUCCUCCCCUCCCCCCCCCCCGCACACACAAAGAUUGUGUCCGUGCGACGGGGAGGAGACCUUUCUAAGAGAGUAUACAGGAUGGUACUCUUCCUCGGAGAAUGAGCAACAGCUGCUAGUUCAAGGUGACAGCUUUCUGAUGUCAUGGCAACCGCCUGUUGGGGAGGAGACACAGAAAGGUGCAUUGGUACACACACAUGUACUGUUGCUGAACAGACUGAGUUUUAAUCCGGAUGGAUGGAAAUCCGGAGGGAAACAGACGGGUAGGAUACUGCUAGGAGCUGUAGCCGCUUUGAAAGAGGAAUCUGAAACUGCUACAUCAAGCUGACAGCUUCUGACGUCAUACCAACUGCCUCGUGCAAAUGCUGGGUUUUGGCUGAUCGAACGACAGGAUGAGCACUCCUCUUGGAUUCAAUCAUUGACACAGAUCUGACAUGUUCAGAGCUAACUCUGGGAUAGAGGCACACAGCAUGGGCAGCAUAUGUGAUGCCCUCUCUCGUGUGUGUGCAGAUGGAUGGACUUCGGCCCUGAAUGGCUGCAUGAUUGGAAAGAUGGUGCAAUGUGCGGACUCUGCGACACGUACUGGUCGUCUUCCCCUGAGCAGUCUGCCGGGUCAUUACAUCUGUAUCUGGCAUGAAAGUCACACGAAAGAAGCAGCCAUAAUGACAGACAGGUGCAUCGUCAGAACUUCAGACGACUGGGAUAGAGGCACAGCAUGAGCAGAGUGUAGUGUGUGCUUCUCUGCAAUGUGCACGGAUGGACUUAAAUACAUUUAUGCAAUUCUAUGGGCACCAGAAUCAACAUUUAUCGGCAAC